Menidia menidia (Atlantic silverside) is the source of this 1378-nucleotide messenger RNA. The record is from the annotation of a GenBank genome assembly. NCBI's taxonomy places the organism in Eukaryota, Metazoa, Chordata, Actinopteri, Atheriniformes, Atherinopsidae.
GGGCGGCUGCUGUGGCCCCGCCUCUGGGGAUUCGCUUUAAUUGAAUUACUGGAACUCCUGCAGGGGAGGCAGAUUUCCUCUGCUGCCCACAGACGGAGCGCUGCUGUCUGCCCUCGACUCCUCUGCUGACCGCUCAGUGUUUGUGUCCCAGGGGAAGAAUCACAGGAACCUUGCAGGGCUGUUACUCCACUUACCGCCUUUCUGAAGUUGAGGGUUCGACUCCUGAAUAGUUCUUUAACAGCCUUCAGCCAUGGGAAACAGCAAAAGCGGCGCCGUGUCCAAGGAGAUCCUCGAGGACCUGAAACUCAUCACCAAGUUUUCCGAGACUGAGAUAUACCACUGGUACGAAAACUUCAAGAAGCAGUGCCCGUCGGGCCGCAUCACAAGGGAGGAGUUUCAGAACAUCUACAGCAAGUUCUUCCCGGAUUGCGACGCCAACACCUACGCCCAGCACGUCUUCCGCUCCUUCGACACAAACGAGGACGGCACGCUGGACUUCAAGGAGUACAUCAUUGCCCUCCACAUGACGUCCACAGGGAGGACCACCAAGAAGCUGGAGUGGGCCUUCUCGCUGUUCGACGUGGACAAGAACGGCUACAUCACCAAAGCAGAGGUCACCGAAAUCUGUGCGUCAAUUUUCAAGCUGAUUCCCCCAGACGAAGUGGAGGAUCUGCCCGACGAUGAAAACACACCCGAGAAGAGGGUAGAGAAACUCUGGAACGUGUUUGAGAAGGCCGACAACGAUCGAGUCACGGAGGCAGAGUUCAUCAAGGGACUGCUGAGCAACGAAGACGCUCUUCGUCUGAUUCAGUACGACCCUUUGACAUAACUAUCUGCUCCCGCCGACGCAUCCAGAGGUUUUCCACCCGGCCCUUCAUCGUGCUAAUGACACCUGGCCGUACCCUCACACAGGCCAUGUAACUAUAAUGCCUCGUUGCCCCACAUUAAACGACUCGUAAGCCCCCGUUUGGUUUUGUAACGCUGUUACCUGUGCAUGUGUGCCCCGCGAGAUAUUCUUAGUGCAUCGAAUGAAAAACCAAACAGCAGAAACCGGGAGAGCUGACCUGUCAGCACAAUCCUCAUAGCAGCCGUCUGAUGUUUUAAAGCUUCACGAUAGCCACACAUAGACUGCAGUUGUUCCUUAAACAGUAAAGGCAAACUUAGCUUCAUUUAUUUAUGCCUCUCACACUUUAGUUUUCAGUGGUUGCUUUUGCCAUCACUCAGCUUUUUUGUCCCAACCUCUAAAAAUGCUUUUCUGUCAUUUUCGUCUAAACGUGCGUCUUCUUUAAUGAUCUUCGAGUCUAUUGUUGUUGUAGAUAAGUAAUAAAGUGUUGGUCCUGGAUUUUUUUCCUUUGUACAAAACUCAAUAAACAAAACA